AAUUUAUUUCACAGCGUAAAAUCACUGAGAGAGAAAAAAAUCUAAUACAUCUUGAAAAAAUCAAUUUCAUCCCUUGUGAAUCAAUUGAAAAGAAAAUACUGAGCUUCAAUCUAAUUAAAGAUUUAAUGGCGCGUGCUACUAGGAAUAAUUCUCAGCCUACUUCAGGCGGUGGUUCCGUCCCUUCCGCCGCUCCCGGCGGCGGCUUGCCGAUGACCGAAUGCGAGAAGAUGAUCCGACGAAGUCUCAGAGAUCCCAAGGUGAAAUUUCUCAGGGAGAAGCUGGAGAAAUCGGGGUGUGGUAUUGGAAGCAAUUUCAUUAAGGGAUACAACUGUGAAGAAGCCAUAGCCGGUGGAUACAAUAGGGCUGAAGGGGUAGUGGUGUGUUGUAAUCAUUUGCAAAUACAAGAUCAAGUUACCCAAGUGGUGAUUCAUGAGCUGAUUCAUGCAUAUGACGAUUGUCGAGCUGCAAACUUGGACUGGGCAAACUGCGCUCAUCAUGCCUGCGCCGAGAUUCGAGCUGCUCAUCUCAGUGGUGAUUGCCAUUACAAAAGAGAGCUAGUUCGUGGUUUUCUAAAGCUAAGAGGUCAUGAGCAAGAAUGUGUUCGGCGAAGAGUAAUGCAAUCCCUCGCUUCAAACCCGAACUGCUCAGAAACAGCAGCAAAGGAUGCGACGGAAGGUGUUUGGAAUAUUUGCUAUAAUGAUACAGAGCCCUUUGAUACAGUUCCUUGAAAAUGCAGGUGGAGCUCUCUCUUUAUCAAAUAAUAAUUACUUACAUUCUUGCAUAGCUUUUCGAUUUAAGCUAGAAGGAGAAGGAGAAGGUCUCCUCUACUAUCCACAUAAUUUUACUUGUAGAAUUAUUAGUUUUGGUUUUCCCUUGAAAAAUUGUAUGAUUAAGAAUAUUGGAAUUUUGAAAUUAUUCAGGUGUAUGAUUAAGACUUGCAGAAUCUUGGAAAUUUUGAAAUAAACAAACUGACUGAUAUUGAAUUGCAGUCAUUGAAUAAA
Molecule: messenger RNA, 1001 nt
Organism: Salvia splendens (bonfire salvia)
Lineage: Eukaryota; Viridiplantae; Streptophyta; Magnoliopsida; Lamiales; Lamiaceae
Product: mitochondrial inner membrane protease ATP23
Exons: 5
Coding region: 126-728 (200 amino acids)
Biological process (GO): mitochondrial protein processing; mitochondrial proton-transporting ATP synthase complex assembly
Molecular function (GO): metalloendopeptidase activity
Source: RefSeq, a predicted model, not a curated record